AUGGUCGGAGAUGCUACGAGGACGCUUCCUUCGUACGAGGGCCAGACGGUGGCAGUGGCGGUCUUGCGGCAGAAACAACAAUGGCAGGUGACAUUGCUAAUGCCCAAGGGGCGGCAAUCAGCGUUACCCCAGAGAGGCGCAGGGUCUCGCAAGCGCAAUACGAGGGCUUACAUAGGCGAAAGGCACUCAGUAUUGCAUGCAAGUACAGUUAUCUGCGGGCAUGGCAACAGUAGGAGCGCUAGCCAGACGGGUGUGGCACAACCCCGAGUGGGGAACGGUAUGACGAUGGGCUGGGUCGUGAAUUUGUUCCACCAAUUUCGAUGA
Molecule: messenger RNA, 324 nt
Organism: Bipolaris zeicola 26-R-13
Lineage: Eukaryota; Fungi; Ascomycota; Dothideomycetes; Pleosporales; Pleosporaceae
Exons: 1
Coding region: 1-324 (107 amino acids)
Source: RefSeq, a predicted model, not a curated record